Closterium sp. Yama58-4 is the source of this 2667-nucleotide messenger RNA. The record is from the annotation of a GenBank genome assembly. NCBI's taxonomy places the organism in Eukaryota, Viridiplantae, Streptophyta, Zygnematophyceae, Desmidiales, Closteriaceae.
AUGGCGUCGAAUGUCAUGGGUUCGCUAAGGCUAUCGCUCCUCUCAGCUCCAGCGCACGCUCCUCUGGAACUUAGCCAGAGCGAGUUCCUCCAUUCUGGCCGAGCCUCUCAACGCCAUCUGGUUCGGCUGGCGAAAGGUAACGAAAGGUCGGCGAAAUGCCACUCUGUUCGCGAAGGUCGUAGAGCCACUGUCGACCCCUUGGCCGUCGCGAUUAACGACCGCGUAUCGGUAAAUACUCCCUCUUCGUCUAGCAGAUUCACUGAAACAGAUGCGCCUGGUGAAUCUCCUGGUAACUCGGGAACACACAUUUCGCCAACCUCGCUCGAAUGGCGUCCCGCGGAAAACCAGGACGCAGAUUCUUCCGAGAUUUCCACUUUCGUGCUGUCAUCAAGACGAGACGGCGCGACGGUAAACGGAACGACGACGGAGGACGAGAAGGACAAGUCGGGAUGGAGAACCCUGGCUGAAGGCCUGGAGCAAUCUCCUGGAAUCUUCGCCUCGCAAGCAGAAGCCGCCAAGGCUGCCGGCCAAUCAGGCCGCCGCCGGCGGAGGAGCAAGAUGUGGUCUCUGACCGAAAAGGGCUGGGUGCUUAAGACAACCCUACCUCGGCCUACUGCUAAACUAUCGCAGGCUAGUUCAGGAGUUGAUACUGCCGUUGCUGUUGCUGCUGCCGCCGUUGCGUCGCGGGAGGGUAUUCUAGACGGGGUGGCUCUGGAGGAAAAUGGGAGCACAAGAGCGGUGCAGCUCGGUGCUGAGCCGACUGCGUUCGGUUCGACGCGGUUCGAGUUGGUUGAGAAGCUCGAGGGGGAGGAGACGGCGGAGAGCAGUGCGGAGGACAUGGAGCUUCCGAUAGGGAGUGGCGGAGGACUCGAGGAGCGGAGCGGAAUGGCCGCGCAGGAGAAUGACAUCGUCAGCGAUUUCCUCCUCGAGUCGCGCAUGAGCCGCGGAAUCGGCAACGACGGCGGACUGAGCCAGCUUCCCCCCGGGGCGGCCGCGGCACUGCGCGGAGCGCUGCGGUGGGCUCCGCCCGCCCCGAAGAACGUCGCGCCCAAGCGGCUGAAGAUCAACCUGGACCUUGACAUCUACCGCGCGCGCAACCUGUUCCGCAUCGGCAAGGCGCAAGACGCGGAAGGGCUCAUGCGCAAGGCUGUGCGCGACUGGCCGGACGACGGGCGGCCGUACGUGGUGCUGGGGCGCAUGCUGCAGCGGAAGGGGCGGCUGGGGGAAGCGCGCCGAGUCUUUGAGGACGGCUGCCAGGCGCUGGGUGGCGAUAACGCGUUCAUCUGGCAGACCUGGGCUGUUUUGGAGGCGCAGGCAGGCAACGUGGAGAAGGCGCGGAAGCUGUUUGACGCUGCCACAGUGGCAGAUGAGAGACACGUGGCAGCAUGGCAUGGGUGGGCGGUUUUGGAGCUGAAGCAGGGGAAUGUGCGCCGGGCGAGAGAGCUGCUGCAGAAGGGGCUGAAGCUAUGCGGCGGGAACGAGUAUAUAUACCAGACUCUCGCAGUAAUGGAGGUCCAAAGUGGACGUGUGGCAGAGGCACGGGCGCUGUUCCUGCAGGCCACGAGAAUGAACGCCAAGAGCGCUGCCAGUUGGCUCGCAUGGGCGCUGCUGGAGGCACAGCAGGGAGACGGCGCCUCUGCUCGCCUGCUCUUCCAGCGUGCCCUGAACGCCAGUCCCAAGAACCCCUACACGUGGCAGGCGUGGGGGUUGUUUGAGGCAGCGCAGGGGAGGUACGACCGGGGGAGGUUGCUGCUGCAGCGGGGGGCACAGCUCAACCCCAAAGACGCCGCACUGCUGCAGGCACUGGCUCUGCUGGAGUAUGAGUGUGGCUUCACAGGCACAGCAAGGGAACUCUUCAGCCAAGCUUCUCUCGUUGACCCCAACCACCAGCCUGUGUGGACGGCGUGGGGGUGGAUGGAGUGGAAGGAGGGGCGGGUGCAGCGAGCAAGGGAGCUUUACCAGAGAGCAGUGGAGGUCAAUGACUCCUCGCCCAACGCUGCCAGAGUGUUCCAGGCAUGGGCGGUUCUGGAAGAGCGGGAGGGCAACAUAGGGCUGGCACGAGCGCUGUUCAAGAGAGCACUGGCAGUAGACUCGGGCAACUCAGUGGUGUGGCGAUCGUGGGCGGCCAUGGAGGAGAGGCAGGGGAAUGCCGUGCGGGCAGAGGAGCUGCGGCUCAUGCGCCUGCAGCAGCGCACUGAGGUGGUGGAGCCAACCUCAUGGGACCUAGGGGGGAUCAUCGGGCCAGCCAUCGAUCGCAUGAAAGCACUCUUCAGCCCCACACGCCCCAUGCCAUUCUCCUCCUCUCGAGCUGAUGCUUCUACUAGCAGCAGCGGCGGGAGCAGCAGCAGCAGCAGUAGCAGUGGUACCAGCGGUGACAGCAGCAUCAGGGAGGGUGCAAGCAGUGGUGGUGGUGGUGGAGGAGGGGAGGAAGCAGAGGUGGGAUCUGCAACUCUUUUCGACGAGUAUGGGGAUGAAGUUGAGGAAUUUGAUGUUGAUGGCUUUUUGGCUGCCCGGCUUCCAAAACAGUUCUCCAAGUUGUUGGAUGAUGUGGAUGGGGUGGGGAAGAGCAUUUGGAGGAAACCAAUUAGUACUGAGGGUAUGCGGCAGAGAAGGUUUACGGGGGAGUAUGAGAAGGAAGCAGAUCCAGGAGUGAGGGAGGCGACUUGA